Molecule: messenger RNA, 810 nt
Organism: Physella acuta
Lineage: Eukaryota; Metazoa; Mollusca; Gastropoda; Physidae
Product: glycine, glutamate and proline-rich protein
Biological process (GO): peptidoglycan catabolic process
Molecular function (GO): lysozyme activity
Source: RefSeq, a predicted model, not a curated record
AAUACCACACUUCAGUCAGGUAAUUUUUCUUGAAAGGCUCAGGUAUAAAACAGGGAGAGAUUCGGAGAUAAAUCACAUCAUUUCUUGUUGAGCUUAAAAAGUUUGUUUUGAAAAAUUCGUCAUGUUUCUGCUAGUACUCUGUUCAGUCCUGGCUUAUGCAUAUGCUGCACCCAGAACCUGCCAUGGUGACGUCAUGCAGCUCCACCCCACGGGCAAACACACUGGGGGUGUCGCCGCUUCAAACGCCGAGGUCCAGCAUGACCUACCUGCUUUAAACAACCACAGGCAUUGUUAUCAGGCAACCGCUGACAACAACUGUAUCCAAGCCUCCGUCAUCGCCGCCAUCGCCAGCAGAGAGUCCAGAGGCGGAUCCCUGCUUGUUUCCACUGGAGGGUACGGUGACCACGGCGCCGCCUGGGGCAUCAUGCAGUGUGACAUUACUCACUCUGGUCUGCCCUGCAAAUCUGUGCCCUGGGACAGCUGUGAGCACAUCGAGAUGAUGGUCCAUAGACUUCUGGUGCCUUACAUCAACCAGGUUCAUGCAAAACAUCCAUCCUGGAGCCAACAUCAAGCUUUACAAGGUGGUUGUGCCGCCUACAACUCUGGCGUCAGCAACGUCCAGACAUGGGGUGGACUUGACAUCGGCACCACCGGAAAUGACUACAGCAAUGACGUCAUCGCCAGAGCCCAGUGGCUCCACCACAAUGGCUGGAACUAGAAGAGUUUUCCUCCCUCGCAGCCGCCUCGGUUUUAAUGUGUAAAUAAUUGAUGAAUUUACGUACACAGCUAUUAAACUGUACACACUUCAAA